AUGUUUCCAUUAGAUUACACGUGUAUAAAUGUUGCAAUCCAACCAUUUUUAUUUGUUGUUUUCUGUUGUGCUGUAUUGUGGAUUAUAAAAUGCACGAACUAUGGAAGACUGACAGGACCACUGUGUUUUCCAGUUGUAGGACAUUUACCAUUCUUUAUUUACCAUCCUGAGCAGACAUUAGCAAGAUGGCAACAAACCUACGGUAACGUGUAUACGAUACGUCUAGGGAGCUGGGAAACAGUCGUCGUGAACGGGUUCAAAGCAAUUUCUGAAGCAGCAAAGCGUCCAGAUGACACAUUUUCCAGUCGACCGCCAUUUUUAACUCAGAGAGCGCUAAGAAACUUAAAUUUUGGUGAAGAAUCACUCAUCAUCUCGCCAUUUGAUAUUUCCUUUGUCAGACAUCAGAAGCUGACGUCAUCGGCACUGCGUUUUUUCAUGAAAACUAGUUUCGAUUCAACACAAAAUAUUGUCGCUGACGAAGCAAACAAAUUAGCGCGUAGACUUCUACAUAAAUGUCUGUCAUCAGAACACGAUGUAGAUGUAGCAGACGACAUUCAGUUAGCAGUUGGGACUAUUUCUUUCAAAAUUUUCUUCGGAAAUGAUAGUACAGAGGAAACUGAAAUGAACAUUAAGAAAAUUAUACAGACGACAAAUGACGUCAUUAGAAUAUCCGGAGUCGGAAACCUGGUGGAAGUAAUGCCGUGGUUAGAAUAUGUUUUGCCAUUGAAGGUUUCAGAAUAUAUUCAUAACCUUCAGCGGAUUGCAAAUAUUCGUGACCAGCAGAUAGCCGCUCACAUCUGCACAUUUGACGAAAACCACAUUCGUGACGUCAUCGACGCAAUGUAUACCCUAGAAUCAGAUUCUUCAGAUGGAUUUAAUCAGAGAAACGCAGGAAUGUGUUCACAGAGUAAAUUACUUUGUACAAUACAGGAUUUCAUUGGCGGUGGUUUUGAAACAAGUACCGCUCUGAUGAUCUGGUUGGUGAAAUAUAUGGCAGCUUACCCAGAUGUCCAAAAACGGGUGCAAGAUGAAAUAGGCAUCGGGAGGAACAUUUCUUACAAAGACCGAACAAAGUUGCCGUACACCGAGGCUGUUUUACACGAGGUUAUGCGAGUCUCUUGUGUCUUACCUUUCGCCCUCCCUCAUUACACAACGAAAGAUACACAACUGCUUGGACGGCUGAUAAAAAGAGACACAGUUAUAAUUUUCAACCUUCAUUCCGUUGCGUUUGAUAAAGAUCUUUGGGGUGAUCCCGAAACUUUCCGCCCGGAGCGCUUCUUAACAGCAGACGGCGUGGACAGAGGAAAAUGCAGUCUUGUUCCCGCGUUUGGAUUUGGAAGGCGAAAGUGUAUUGGUGAAAAUCUGGUACGGAUGGUGAUAUUCGUAUUAUUUUCUACAUUGUUACAAAAAUGUUCCUUUACGCAUGAAGGCGGAGAUAUAAACUUUGAGCCAGUUGCUAAUUUAGUUUACAGACCUAAACCAUUCCGUGUUUCUGUAAAAAAGCGAAUUUAGUUCAAAUGUUAUACGCCAUGUAUUUUUUUUGCGCCAACAGACCACCCCUUUUAUAUGGUAAAGUUUACAAAAAAUAUUACAAGUUCCAUAUUUAAAAAUUUCAAAGUAUGUUUUCGAUGUGGCACUUUCAGCUGCUAGGCAACGAUGUAGAACAGACUUAUAUGCCA
Messenger RNA from Mercenaria mercenaria, 1679 nucleotides. Its product is annotated as cytochrome P450 1A1-like. Lineage: Eukaryota; Metazoa; Mollusca; Bivalvia; Venerida; Veneridae. The record is from RefSeq and is a predicted model, not a curated record. Gene Ontology annotation, cellular component: intracellular membrane-bounded organelle; cytoplasm. Gene Ontology annotation, biological process: xenobiotic metabolic process. Bases 1 to 1512 code for a protein of 503 amino acids. Gene Ontology annotation, molecular function: iron ion binding; heme binding; oxidoreductase activity, acting on paired donors, with incorporation or reduction of molecular oxygen, reduced flavin or flavoprotein as one donor, and incorporation of one atom of oxygen. The transcript has a single exon.